This is a messenger RNA of Paramecium pentaurelia, 258 nucleotides long. The record is from the annotation of a GenBank genome assembly. Lineage: Eukaryota; Ciliophora; Oligohymenophorea; Peniculida; Parameciidae.
AUGUGUCAACAAAAUUAUAAUAGAAUCAAGUUGUAAGAGGUUUAGUGUAGAAAUAGCUAGCUAAUUCCUCUAGUGAGCAUUCAACAAACUCACCCAGAAUUUCCUUGUUCCAGUCCCCAAAAGAAGUAAUCAUUGAAAAUCUUAUUAUGGAUAUCUAGAAAAAAGAAUGCUGAACUAAGAAGGAUCAAAAUUAAAGUUAUUAGGAAGCAUGUAAAUAUUAUAAAUAUAUAUAUUUAGUAUUAAGGAGACAUAUAUUGA